Molecule: messenger RNA, 2223 nt
Organism: Acanthochromis polyacanthus (spiny chromis)
Lineage: Eukaryota; Metazoa; Chordata; Actinopteri; Pomacentridae
Product: adhesion G-protein coupled receptor G2
Exons: 13
Coding region: 1-1986 (661 amino acids)
Biological process (GO): adenylate cyclase-activating G protein-coupled receptor signaling pathway; cell surface receptor signaling pathway
Cellular component (GO): membrane
Molecular function (GO): G protein-coupled receptor activity
Source: RefSeq, a predicted model, not a curated record
AUGAUACCAGCUGAGAACCGACGGCAGAAUUCUCCGUACGCUGAAGGCCAAGCCAACGCCCUGCUGGAGCUGACCAGAAACGUGUCCCAGCUGAACUCCAGUCAGGUGGAUCAGCUGGUGUCUCAGCUGGAGGACCUUUUGUCGGGUCCAACUGUGAGCCUGUCGCUGGGAAACACCUCCGUCAACAUCGUCAGUAAUCUGCUGGAUGCUUCACCAGAGACGCUGUCAAGCUCCUCCAACAGGAUUAUAGGGGUUGUUGAUACAGUGGGUUUAAAGCUGGUCUUGGGAGAAAAUGCUGAGACUCUGCUGUCCCCGGCCGUGGCUCUUUCUGUGAAACCAGCAGAUGGCGAUAACUUUCAGGAAACGUUUUUUUCCAUCUCAGACCCAACAAAUGUACAGGUCCGCGGGGCUCCCAGGCUGAGGAGGAGUGUGAAAACAGACUCCUCCAUCCCUCAGGGCACCAUCAGGCUGCCCCCCUCCCUCACGCAGAACCUGACCCCCGAGGAACAGCAGCUGGUCUCCAGAGUCCAGUUCAAUUUCUACCAGAAGAGCACAGUGUUCCAGGACCAGUCCUUGGGAGAACGCAGACUGAACAGUGGGAUUCUGGGAGCAAGCGUGAGCAACCUGUCAAUCUCAGGACUGCAAGACGAUGUGAUAAUUCGCCUGAGAAACACAGAGCCUGUUCCAGGAAACUAUGUGGCAACGUGCGUUUUCUGGGACUUUACAUUUAAUAACGGAUCAGGUGGUUGGAAUUCAGAUGGCUGUUCUGUCCAAAACAGCACCGACAAUGAGACUGUUUGUGGCUGCAAUCAUUUAACCAGUUUUGCUAUCCUUCUGGACCUCUCCAGACAGCCUCUGACCAGUCGUGUUCAGGCCACCAUCCUCACCUUCAUCACAUACAUCGGCUGUGGAAUCUCCGCCAUCUUCCUGUCCGUCACCCUUCUCACCUACUUGUCAUUUGGGAAGCUUCGUAAAGACAUUCCAUCUAAAAUCCUGAUCCAGCUGUGCCUGGCCCUGCUGCUGCUGAACCUGGUCUUCCUGGUGGAUGCCUGGCUGGCUCUCUAUCCAGACUCUGUGGGCCUUUGCAUUUCCACUGCCUGGUUCCUUCACUACUUCCUGCUGGUUACCUUCACCUGGAUGGGACUGGAGGCCGUCCACAUGUACCUGGCUCUGGUGAAAGUCUUCAACAGCUACAUAUCCCGCUACAUGCUGAAGUUCUCGCUGGUCGGCUGGGGCGUCCCCAUGAUCGUGGUCAUUAUUGUCAUUGCAAUUGACAAAGACAACUAUGGUCUUGUCUCCUACGGAAGGUUUUCUGAUGGCACGAGCGAUGACUUUUGCUGGCUGAAGAAUGACAUUGCCUUCUAUGUGGCAGUGGUGGCCUAUUUCUGCGUCAUCUUUCUCUUCAACUUCGUCAUGUUCAUCGUAGUGUUGGUCCAGCUGUGCCGGAUAAAACGGCAGAACCCUCACAAUGUUCAGCACCGGACCACACUGCAGGAUGUGCGCAGCAUAGCGGGAAUAACCAUCCUGCUGGGCCUUACCUGGGGCUUCGCUUUUUUUGCUUGGGGGCCGGUUAACCUCGCGUUCAUGUACCUCUUUGCCAUCUUUAACUCCUUACAAGGUUUCUUUAUAUUCGUGUUCCACUGUGCAGUGAAGGAAAAUGUGAGGCGGCAGUGGAGGACCUACCUCUGCUGUGGCAAAAUGAGACUAGCAGAGAACUCAGAAUGGAGUCGCACUGCAACACAGAAGACUGCGAAGAAAUCAUCUGUGACCAAACUAACAUCUCUUCAUUCCUCAAAUUCCUCCAAUUCCAACAACUACAACAACUCAACCAGCUCCUCCACUUUCCUUUUCAGCGAGUCUUCAGAGCCGACUAACGGCACGGGGAGCCCGUUUGACGACAGAGCAAUCACACGAGAUGAGCAUCCCAGCAUGGACGUGGUCCUCAACGAGAUCAACAGCCAGUACAGAAACUCACAACCAUCCUGACCCAAAAACAGCACAGUAUGUUUUCUGGCACCCAUUUGUAAAUACUUGUACAAUAACUCAAGUAAUUUAUGUAUCCUCUAUGAGCCUGUAGGAUGUACUGUACUAGCUAAAUGUUGUACAAUAAACUUGAUUUUUUUUAAUAUUCUACCUUUAUCCUUGUAUUCAUUGUGUCUUUACAGUGGACCUGUACAGGCUUCCUUCUUUGUACAGAGAUGUUAUCUUUAUAGGUUUUUAUAC